Chelmon rostratus (copperband butterflyfish) is the source of this 5275-nucleotide messenger RNA. RefSeq names its product gdnf family receptor alpha 1a (gene gfra1a). Gene Ontology annotation, biological process: nervous system development. The transcript has 11 exons. The record is from RefSeq and is a predicted model, not a curated record. Lineage: Eukaryota; Metazoa; Chordata; Actinopteri; Chaetodontiformes; Chaetodontidae. Gene Ontology annotation, molecular function: signaling receptor activity. Gene Ontology annotation, cellular component: external side of plasma membrane; signaling receptor complex. Bases 278 to 1870 code for a protein of 530 amino acids.
GUGAGAAGACCACCCGCACGGGAGGGAACGGAAGAAAGAGGCGCUCCUCUUUUUUUCUGGAGACCACAGAGAGUCGGAGAAACUGUGCAGAAUCGGGACUGGACACUUUUUGGAGGGGGAAUUAUUUCUCGCAUGAGGCGAGCUGGAUCUGUACAGCGGGGCGCACACUGCUACGUCUUUUCAAUGGAUUUCAAUACAGUGGAAGUACUCUGGGAAUUAAACUACUGUUAAGUCGCUUUUAGUUCGCGAAUUUCGUUCCAACAAGGGUUUGUUUCACAUGGAGAGGACGACGAUGAUCAUCGCAGUAUUGUAUGUCCUCCUGCCUCUUUUAGAUGUGUUGUCUUACGCCGAGGAGAACCUGCGUGCUGGGGCCACCCGGCUGGACUGUGUGAGGGCCAGUGAGCAGUGUCUGAAGGAGCAGGCGUGCAGCACCAAGUACCGCACGAUGAGGCAGUGCGUGGCCGGCGGCAAGGAGAGCAACUUCAGCAUGGUGGCCGGCCUGGAGGCCAAGGACGAGUGCCGGAGCGCCAUGGACGCGCUCAAACAGAGUCCGCUGUACAACUGCCGGUGUAAAAGGGGCAUGAAGAAAGAGAAGAACUGCCUGCGCAUUUACUGGGGGAUCUAUCAGACAUUACAAGGUAAUGAUUUCUUGGAGGAUUCACCGUAUGAACCUGUGAAUAGCCGUCUAUCUGACAUUUUCCGGCUGGCUCCCAUCAUAGAGGGUGGGGAACCUUGGAGCGGCUCCUCCACUUCGGCUCCAGGCAGGGGGGGCGCCCAGGGCAGGCUAUCCCAGGGCAGAGAGCCCGCUCUGGGGAGAGGGGGCCCCUCCUCCACGGAACUUCAGGAUCCCAGUAGAAACAGGAGAGCUCAUCCCAAUUGGGCCAUACUGGGUGAGCCUGCCGUGGCCAGAGAGAAUAACUGCCUGAACGCCGCCAAGGCCUGCAACCUGAACGACACGUGUAAGAAGUACCGCUCGGCCUACAUCAGCCCCUGCACCAGCCGCGUCUCCACCGCUGAAGUCUGCAACAAGAGGAAAUGCCACAAGGCCCUGCGGCAGUUCUUUGACAAGGUUCCCCCGAAGCACAGCUACGGCAUGCUGUUCUGCUCAUGCCCGCUCAGCGACCAGACAGCAUGUUCUGAACGCAGGCGUCAGACCAUCGUCCCCGUCUGCUCGUACGAAGAAAAACAGAAGCCCAACUGUCUGGAACUGCAGGCCUCCUGCAAGACCAACUACAUCUGCAGGUCACGACUGGCUGACUUCUUCGUCAACUGCCAGCCGGAGCCUCGCUCGCUGUCAGGCUGUCUGAAGGAGAACUACGCAGACUGCCUCCUCUCAUACUCCGGCCUGAUUGGUACCGUGAUGACUCCCAACUACCUGCGCUCCCCCAAAAUAAGCGUCUCCCCGUACUGCGACUGCAGCAACAGUGGCAACAACAAGGACGAGUGUGACAAGUUCACCGAGUUUUUCACGGAGAACACCUGCCUCCGUAAUGCCAUCCAGGCCUUCGGGAACGGGACAGAUGUGGGAGUGUGGCAGCCGAUGUCCCCUGUCCAGACCACCACCUCCACCACCACCCCCUACCAGAGGAACCGCGAACGCAACCCCAACACCAUCGACAACCACAUCAACACAGACACCGGCAUCUACCACUUCUGUGGCAGCCUACAGGCUCAGAAAUUAAAGUCAAACUCAACCGUCCAUGGCCUCCUCUGUGUGGACCCUCAGAUAGACGGUCCGAGUACAUCCAACGCCAUCCUGAGAAACUCAGCUGUCUCCAGACGGCCUGCAGGCCUGGCCUCUCUGCUGCCCCUGCUGCUCUGGCUGUGGUAUUGCAGCCUGCUGGGGCUCUCCUCGCCAGGCGUCUUGUAGCCUCGCCGCCUCACAGCAACAAACUAGAACGGACUGACAAACACACAUUUGUAUAAAAGAAAAAGCAAAACAAGAAAUGAUAUCCUUUCUUCUCAGUAAUACCUGUUGUACUUUAAUUUCCCUCUGGAUUCUCUCUUUUGAUUCCUACUUUGAUUUUUUUAUGAAUUUUUGGGAAGCUUUGUUGUUUUAUUGUUUUUUUGUUCUUUGCAUUGCAGCUGUGUGCUAAAAUUGGUGAUCUACUAUACGUGUUAACUCAGUUUGGCUGUGUGUUCCCUUUGGGUUAGUUGAAAAAAAAAAAGACAAAAAAAAAAAAGAACAUUUAAAGCGUCCGUGUUGCUCACUUGGGCACAAAUGAGAAAAUGACUCGAGGACCACAUUCCAGUCCGCCACAGCUGGUGGCUCUCGUAAAGUUUCACACAAUGUAAAUUAGCAUCGAUUUUCCGAGUCGUCAGAUCUGUUUUCACCCACGUCUGUUUGUGUGUUGAGGCUAUAGGUGGGAUCUUUCGCUUAAAAGUCACAGUCAGUUCAGUAACGGCUACAUUUUAUCACUUGGGCAGCCUUUUAGGUGUUAUCCAGUCUCCUCUGUGGUUUGUGUAUGUUUUGAUAAUGAUGUGAUCUGGUCUUUGAUUUUUUAAUGAAAGCUCCACACGCAUAUUUACCAGAUAGAAAAAUGUCACUUGAUUUUUUUUUUUUUUUUUUUCAGAUUUGAACACCAAUAACUUAAAACAACAGAGAAGUUAGAAGAUCUGCGCCCAAACCGUCUUUAGUGUAGCUCAUACUGAACACGCAGCACCGCUGGCAAAAGCACACAGGCAAAGACCCACGGACAUGUACUGCACACUUUCACGCACACAGACACACACAGCGCCAGAUGUUCGUCAGUUUUUUUUAUACUCCUGAAGCGACGCUCAGAUCACAGGAAGAACAGGGGUUAGCACGCUGCCGUGGACGGCUGAAUCCACUCAUUCGUGAUUGUACAUACUCGUCAUUGUUAGAAGCCGCGUUCAGUGUUUCUCUGUGGACGGCGACAGAGAAGCUGCUGCACUUUCACCUCAACACUUCUUCUUCUUCUUUUUUCACUUUUGAUGUAAUUUGCUGCGCCGCGUCCUCGGAAACAUCCGCCGAGGAGAAAAAAUAAUCUUAUUGUUGUAGAGUAAAUUCAGCGGUGACUCGCACCACCAUCGCACCACGAACUCAUCGUGUUCUGUCAGUUCAGUGUUACGACUUAUUGCCUCAAUAGUGAAACCGUCGCCGCGAGGGAGCGAUCGCUUGAAAUUGACCGUUUGCAAAGCUCCUCCUGCUGCCACGACAGCUGAGUUUUAGCGUAGCAUGUUUGCAGUUGCACAGUCGGCUGUGGCUGAGUUGCUACUCGGAGUUAGCCUUUGAUUUCAGAAAAAAGCGUCUUAAUUUUAGCUGGGGACUCUCACGUCUGUUUACAGCUGACUCGUUUAAAAAAUUAAACCCUGAAUAAGAGGUUUUGUUAUGCAUUUGACGGCUACAUUGAAUUAGCAUAUCUUGCUAACUCAGGGCCACAAAAUACAAACACUGCUAAAGGUAAUAAUUUUUUGAUGUGUGCGACACUGAAAUGAAGCAGCAGAAUAAUACAGAAUAGAGUUACUUAGCACCACAGCAUAAUAAGGGAAAUUAUAGCCUAAACUUAGACUGUUAUUUUAUUAUAAUCCAUUUAUGUUGUUUUAUAGAUAAAACUUGGACAAACAGGUUAAUCAGGAGAAGAGGGAAAAGGCUUUUGGUAUCUUGGGUAGACAUCGUCAGACUCAUCACCGAGCAGGACCGAGCAGCUACUUUGGAAGUAAUGCGAUGGUCCUGCUGUAAUUUGAACGCUAUCUAGCCAGGUGUGCUAACAUUAGCAGGUACUUUUGCUUUUUUUGGUUCUGGAAAGUUAGAAAAACACCAUCCCUGCAGCUUGUUGGACGCAGUCUGUCUCCUGAUCCCCACGUUCGCGUGCUGAUUGGACUACAAGGCUCGAAAAAGCUGCUUUGCUUUUUGAAGAAUCGCUGUUUGAGGGAGGGGUUUAGCAAACGGUCAAUUCUGACUGCGGCGAACGUGACAUGUGACAUUUGUACUGUAUGUAAACCGUCAAAGCGUUUUCCAUGUCUGCUCCCGAGGGCAGCUGGGAAAAUAAAAAAGCCACAGCAUCGCACUUCAUCGUCUCUUCGUCAUCCGAAGGGCGUGCGGCUCAUCCGCACAGGAAAUACUAACUCCUCAUUUUUUCCCUACGACACCAGACGUUCACAUACAUGACUGUGGCAUGUUCAGCAAGUUACUUUCACCCUUUGGACAGUGACGGGAGCAUUUAUGACAUGCUGCUUGGGUUUAUGUAGCUCCUCAAAACAUGAUUAAUGUAUAGUAGAACUUAAAUGUUAUUUACCGAGCAUAAACAUGGUAUAUGCACUGUAUGUACUUGGCUGAAACUAUAAAGUGGACAAAUAAAUGUCUGAUGAUAUUCUAUUCCAGAGCAUUGUGAGCUAUUUUGACAUUCAGAUACAACAUAGAGUACAUUGAAUAAGCCAGAAUAUUGUUUUUUAUAACAACUUAAGUGUAUAUUUCUCCCAGUAUGUACAUGAUUAUUGAAUAUUAUUGCAUCUGACAAAGAGGAUAUCAAUGUAACUCUCCUUCUGUAGUUAAAUAGCCCCAUUAUAAUGUUGCUUCAAUAUACUAUUGAUUUUUUUUUUGGCUCAGAUUUGAACUUAUUUUUCUAUCUUUUACUAAUUUCUGCUGUUUCGGUGAGUUGAAGUGAAAGAGAUGGACCGGCCACGCUCAUAUUUUAAUUGUGCAACUUUUUUAAGACUGUUCGGCGCCGUGGCCGCAAUUAUUCUGGGUUUUCUGCUGAAAUAAUUAUGGCGGCAAUAACUAGAGGUUGAGCAGAAAGGACAAACGCAUGGUGACUGAGAAGGACAUAAAACAAAGUUUAAAGACACACAUGUUCUAUAUCACACCACUGAAAGCUUUGUUGUGGUGUAUUUGGCCAGAGGUGGGCAAACGGGAAUAUUCCCACAGGUUGGAUGGAAAGUUAAAGAAAAAUGCUUUUUGUUGCUACACGACAAAAACUGGGACUGAUGACAUUUCUCAGAGCUGUGUCUCACAGUACGUCUGAUCAUUUUAUAUUUGGAUCCCAGUGUCCUAUCUUCAUCGGCCCUGGAACAUGAGAUAAAGUUUAAAGAGGCGGUUCAGUGCUUCACCUUUCUUCAAAGAGUUCCUCGGAGCUCAUAAGGCCUCAAAACUGGGGUCACCUCCUCCUGAUGUAAGGGUCCCACCUUUGGACAAAAAAAAGAUAAAGAUGUUCAAUAUGUUUGCUGUCCAUCUCCAUCCCAUCUGUUGUUUGAAGAAUACCAAAAACGGCUUUUUGGAGAUGCAGACUCCCUCAGAUAUCCAGCAUCGGUAACU